UCCAUCUAUUCUAUUCAAGUUGUUCCACAAUCACUGAUGUAAUGAACUUCCAAGUUGCAUCUCAACUGCAAUCCAUUGCAAUCUUGUUUUGGAGCACUUAUCUAACUAGAUAACCAAAUUGAAUUUCCCUUAAAAAUCCUUUUUCUAUUGUUUUUCACUUGGAGAGUUGACUGAUGAUUAGUCAUUGCCAUAUUUUUCCUAUCUCCUAUUCCUAUUGUGCAUGCAGUUUCAUGAUUCUCAUCAGAAUCAGGAAUAUUUCUAUUUAGAAAAAAUUAAUUUGUUACACCAUGAAGUACAAUAUGAAGGAAAACGGUAACUAAAUUUUUUUUAUAUAUAUGUAAGUUUGGAAAGUAUUUUAUGCUCAUCAAAGCUGUGUUUAUUUGACCAAAAUACAGUAAAAUAGUAAUAUUAUGAAUUUUUACAAAUUAAAUUAACUUUUUUUAUUUUAAUAUAUUUUAAAAUGUAACUUAUUCCUAUGAUGCAAAGCUGAAUUUUCAGCAUGAUUACCGUCACAUGAUCCUUCAGAAAUCAUUCGAAUAUGCUGAUUUGCCGUUUAAGAUACAUUUCUCAUUAUAAUCAAUGUAAUAAACAGUUGCACUACUUAAUAUUUUGUGGAAAUGAUUCUUCAGUGAAAAGAAAGUUAAAAAGAACAGCAUUUAUUUGAAAUCAAAAUCAUUAUAAAAGUAUUUUCUGUCACUUUUGAUAAAUUUAAAGCAUUGUUCUAAAAAAAAAAAAAAACUUUUACUAAAUCCAACUUGUUUUCAAAAAAACUGACAAAAAGACUUUUCAGGCAUCUCAUCUCAAAUAACCACUUCUACUUCCUUCCUUUUUUUGGUCCCCAGUUCGAAUUGCCUCUGUUUUCUCAUUUGUAAAAUACUUUGGAUACAAGUGUCUGCUAAAUAAAUAAUGUAAAUGCCAAUCUGUGAGUCACGUCCAUCUGUAGGAAAGUCCUGCCUUCUGACCCACAUUUUUGACCCCUAGUUUGCCUCUUACUCGCUCACGUGAUAUUUCCAAUUUUGCACUGCAUUUGUUUUGUGCAGAUUUUUGGAGCUAACCACAAGUUACAUGCAGCCUAUUUAUUUCUCGACGAGUCUAUGUGACCACCCCUGGUUUUGCACACCCUGAGCAUGGCCAGGAAGAGGAGUGGUCACUGUAUGAAAAAGUGUGAAGAUAACUGCCUAGUAUGUAAAUAUGGCAGCUGUGAUAAUGCAGACUAUCUGGCUCUUUGAACCCAGGGUGUCUUUAGCAUGUCGCUGCAUGUCAUUUUGGGUAUUCUGUGUACAUGUGCAUCCUUACGUCUGUCGUUUGAUGCCUGAAUUUGCACAUUCCAGGGUCUGUCUUCAAACGUCAGCUGACUUGUCACGGUUUGUUUUGUUUAUCACUGUUGUUAUCACCCGGCCCUGAGUAAAAUCUCGUAUUUUAUGUCUUCCUUUGGGGGAGGGGGAAGGGGAGUUAACCAAUUGCUAGCAGCUGUUACUCUUUUCACAAUAGGGCCGCCUCUCGAGCCCAGUGUGUGCGAGUGUGACAGAGUUAUGUUGUUAAACCAGGCAUACUGCUGCUCGACUUCACCCCUCUUCGCUUGACAGGACUUUCCCUUCAGAAGUCCUGGUGGUGCCAGGAGACUCCCACGUGUGAAAGCCGGAGCUCAAAACCAACUAAUUAACUGGCAACGACCCUCCCAACCCUUUCCCUUGAGGAGCACUUUUAAACCCCAGUUUCAUCAAAACACUGCUGCUUCAACCUUUCCUCAGGAGAACGCUCAUGUGCUUACAAGGUCACCAGACGUUCUUGGGAACACAGACUUGGAACACAAUAAAAGUAGCAAGAUGACAGUCCGGCUGCCCUCGAGGCUUCUGCUGUGGUUCAUUGGGUUGUUGGGUGUCGCAUUAGUGACUUUAUUCGUGGUUUGUGUGACUACACAGAUUCAGGUGCCAUGGCAAGUGAUGAGCCUGAAAAGGUUCCCAAGUAAACAUUUCAGGUUUUUUUCUGACAAGAAUGACAGCAGUUCUUCGGAAUAUCAACUGUCUGCUGAGAAUGAACUGGACACUGUUGAAGAACUUGAGCAGAAUUCAUUGCAGAAAUCAGAUGUUCAGGAUUCAUCAGAGUCAGAAAAUGAUGCAAAGUCUAAUCAAGCAAAGUCUAAUCAAGCAAAGUCAAUCACAAACUCCUCAAAACCAGUGGCAAAACCCACUGAGCCUGACUUUUUUGGUGACCGGUAUACCACAGAUGACAUUCCUUCACAAACAAACUGUCCGAACAAUAUUAGGAAGCAUGUGCCUCAGACUCAAUUUGCUGAGAUGUUUCUAACCAAUAUUCCAGUUCUCCAGUGGGCAAAGCAUUUUAGCCCAGAAGAGUACCAGCGGUUGAGUCACUACGGAGGAGCACACGGCUGGGGAAGUGUCAGUGCUGAAGUGUUGAACAGCUCACUGGCAAUUUUAAAUACACCUGCAAAUCGGUUGAUGUUUGAUGACUGGGAGAAUAAAUCAAACAGAUCUGAGUGUAUUCGCUGUGCUGUGGUGGGAAAUGGUGGAAUACUGAAUGGUUCAAGGAAAGGCAAGGAGAUCGAUGAACAUGACUAUGUCUUCAGGGUAAAUGGUGCGGCUCUUACAGGGUUUGAGAAUGAUGUGGGAUUCCGGACUUCAUUCUACACCUUCUCAACCAACACCAUGCGAAACUCGAUGCGUAGCUAUGCUCGCGUAGGCUACAGAGGUCCACCUAUAUCCAAAGAAACCAGGUACAUAUUCCUGCCAGACCACGACAGAGAUUAUAUUCUUAUGAAGGCGGCAUCCACACACACAGCAAUUGUUAAAGGCCCUGAGCGCAGCAAAAACCCCCCUUCGUACUUUGGUGAAGAUGUGACUGUAGAAAAAUUCAAAAUCUACCACCCAGACUUUAUCCGCUACCUCAGAAACAGGUUCCUGCAUUCAAAGCUUCUGAGAACAGGCGCGAGAAGAAUUUACAGGCCGUCAACAGGAGCAGUGAUGCUCCUAGCUGCUAUUCAUACAUGCGACCAGGUUGAUGCUUAUGGGUUCAUGACUCCUGACUACACUUUGUAUUCAGACCACUACUACGACAAACAGCGACGUCCAGUGCAUUUUUAUGCCAAUCAUGACAUGCGAAUGGAAAUGAGGUUGUGGCAAGAGCUGCAUAAUGCCGGACUGAUCAAUCUCUUCAUGCGCCAAUAAGCACAAAUGAUGGAUGCUACACAUUGUAAAGGGUGUUUCUUAUUUUCAGAACUGAAAAAGCUCUGGUAGGCGUGUGCAGGACAAACCUGUUAUUCUCUCCUUGGUAUUAGAAAUGUUUUCCUUUUGAAGGAUAAGUUCAUAAUUGUUCAACAAAAAAACUAUGUGCAGAAACUAUAUAGUCAGUGCUUUGGACUGAUUGUCUUUUGAGUCAAUUCAUGAGAGACAAAUGGCUGACUAAUGUGUUAUAGGGAGAUGGCUGCUAUUUGUUCACACAUAUUGAGUCAUUUCACAUCAAGGCCAAGCAGGAUUAAUCACGGUCUUGCUUUGGGCCACGUACAAAAUUUCUGUAAUACGUGCCUUAAGCCUUCUCAAACGAUGGACUGUCAUGGCGUGUGAGAAACAGCGAGAGUUUAAAAGAUUCAGAGAAUCACACUUAAGUGAAAAAUAAUCAACCAAAGAGAAUAUUUUAAAUUAAAUUUUUCAUUUAAUCUUUUUUUUAACAUGGUGUGCGAGAGCAUAAAUGUUUCUAGAUGGUCAAUUCAAAAUCUACUUGUUGCCAUGUUGCAUCAUGUGGAAAUCAAGAAGGGUUUUCUGUUUUUAAGAGAUUUUUUUUAUGCCUUAGGUUGUUAUGUUUACAGCUUAACUUUACUUGGAAGCUUGAAAGUGCAAUAUCUUAUGGUUCACAAGCGGUUUGAAUCAAAAUGUGAAUUUCUUUUGUGAUUUAUUUGAUCCUGCUAAUGUUAUGGUCUGUUUGGUCACUUGAUGCUAUCUCUUGAUUUGUAUUUAACAAAUUGUUUACCAAAUAAUUUAACUGCUAUGUUCACUCUGGGCAAAUUAACUGGUUUAGAGAAAUCAUUCCACUUUUAUAAAAUAGUUAAGGAUUUUUGGAAACAGAUGCUAGUAACAAAAAUUGAAAGAUGGUCCUACAGCAAGGGUGUAUUUUAAGCUCAUAAUAAAUCCUUUGAAAUGGUGUAGUUGAUUAUAAAA
This is a messenger RNA of Onychostoma macrolepis, 4172 nucleotides long. RefSeq names its product ST6 (alpha-N-acetyl-neuraminyl-2,3-beta-galactosyl-1,3)-N-acetylgalactosaminide alpha-2,6-sialyltransferase (gene st6galnac). The record is from RefSeq and is a predicted model, not a curated record. Bases 1827 to 3185 code for a protein of 452 amino acids. The transcript is spliced from 10 exons. Gene Ontology annotation, molecular function: sialyltransferase activity. NCBI's taxonomy places the organism in Eukaryota, Metazoa, Chordata, Actinopteri, Cypriniformes, Cyprinidae.